UUGCAGGUUGAGUACGUAAGUGAUGUCAUUUUGACUCGUCAGGAUGAGACGCCGACGGAGUUGACGCCGACGCCCGACCAUGCCGACGAUACCGAAGACAAUACCGUACGUGGUGAAUAUGCGCAUGAUGAGGCGACGGCUGCUGUAAACUUCCACAGACCCGAGCCAAGAACAUGGAUGGCUACUCAAAAUCCUGCAGUGGAUGAUGAUAUAGAUGUGUUGCCACCGGAAGCAGAAGAAAACAGCUCGGACGACGAGUACGAACCUGUGGAGGAGUGCCUUUUAAAUCGAGCAGAACUGCCAUUGAAAACUGUCCAACGGCUUACCGAGCAGGCUAGAAAGCUGGGCAAGCUGAUCAGGACAAGAAACAGGCUGCAGCAGCAGUACUGCAUUAACCGGGAACAACCACAGCUUAAUGAUGAGUUCAGGUUUGUGAUUACUCAUUGA
This is a messenger RNA of Cylicostephanus goldi, 447 nucleotides long. The record is from the annotation of a GenBank genome assembly. NCBI's taxonomy places the organism in Eukaryota, Metazoa, Nematoda, Chromadorea, Rhabditida, Strongylidae.